This is a messenger RNA of Lasiosphaeria miniovina, 2244 nucleotides long. RefSeq names its product eukaryotic translation initiation factor 3 subunit B. Lineage: Eukaryota; Fungi; Ascomycota; Sordariomycetes; Sordariales; Lasiosphaeriaceae. Bases 1 to 2244 code for a protein of 747 amino acids. Gene Ontology annotation, cellular component: eukaryotic translation initiation factor 3 complex. The transcript has 3 exons. The record is from RefSeq and is a predicted model, not a curated record. Gene Ontology annotation, biological process: translational initiation. Gene Ontology annotation, molecular function: translation initiation factor activity; RNA binding; translation initiation factor binding.
AUGGCGCCGUCAUUUGAUCACCUACGCGAUGAGGACCUCGACGAGGAUGAUUUCGACCAAGAUGAGGUGGAUAUUUCCGACCUUCAAGAAAAAUACGAAGUUUCGCUCGAGCAGGGCUACGACACGUUUGUCGUCGUCGACAACCUGCCCCAAGUCGACGAGGGAAAGAAGCCAAGUCUGAUCAAAUUCUUGCUCAAGAAGUUGAACACAGUUGGGAAAACACGGGAGGAUCUAAUUUUCAUGCCCAUGGGAGAGGAUGGCCAGUCGCUCAGAUUUGCCUUUGUCGAGUACUCGUCGGCAGCCGAGGCGGCGGCGGCUGUGCGCCAGCUCGACCUUGUCCCCCUCGACAAGAGGAACAUUAUGCGCGUCAACAAGCUCACCGACAUCGACCGCUAUGGACGCGAAGGCCGUAUCGACGAGAACUACACUCCGCCAAAGAUCGAAGAGUUCCACGAACAGGAACACCUGCGGUCUUUCAUGGCAGACCCCACCGGCCGCGGCAGAGACCAGUUUGUCAUGUACAGAGGAGAUUCCGUCGGCGUCUUCUGGAACAACGAGAAGGACCAGCCUGAGAACAUUGUCGACAGGCCGCACUGGACCGAGACGUUUGUGCAGUGGUCGCCUCUGGGAACAUAUAUGACGUCGGUACAUGCGCAGGGUGUCCAGCUCUGGGGCGGCCCGUCGUGGACGAGGCAGAAGCGGUUCCCCCAUCCUUUUGUCAACCUUGUCGCCUUUUCCCCCGGCGAGAAGUAUCUGGUCACCUGGUCCAACCGCCCCAUCGCCAUCCCCGACGAGGGCCACCCUAUCCUCACGCUGGAUGACGACGGCAAGAACUAUAUUAUCUGGGAUAUCGAGACCUCCAAGCCCAUCCGCUCCUUUGCGCAGCUCGACAUAUUGGGACCCCCCGACGAGAAUGGCGUCAAGAAGCCGCUAAAGGCUCCCUGGCCCGCCUUCAAGUGGUCCGCCGACGACAAGUACGUUGCGCGCUUGACGCCAGGCGCCUCCAUAUCUGUCUACGAGCUGCCUAGAAUGAACCUGCUCGAAAAGACGGCCAUUAAGAUCGAGGGAGUGGUUGACUUUGAGUGGGCGCCGGCGUCGCCGCAGCGAGACGGGAUCAAGACGUACGAGCAGCUCUUCUGCUUCUGGACCCCAGAAAUCGGAAGCAACCCCGCUCGUGUCGCUAUGAUGAGCAUUCCCUCCAAGGAGGUUGUUCGGUCGUUGAACCUGUUUAGCGUAACGGACGCCAAGCUCCACUGGCAGUCAGAUGCCGCCUAUCUCUGCGUCAAGGUCGAUCGGCAUUCCAAGUCCAAGAAGUCCCAAGCAACGACUCUGGAAAUCUUCCGCGUAAAGGAGAAGGGCGUUCCGGUUGAGGUCGUUGACACAAUCAAGGAUACGGUCAUCAACUUCGCUUGGGAGCCGAAGGGAGACAGGUUCGUCAUCAUCACCACCACAGAGCCAGUCGCCGCCACCGCCGUACCCCCAAAGACGUCAGUGACCUUCUUCUGCCCAGAGAAGAUGAAGGGGUCAGCUAUUGGAAACUUCAAGCAUCUGCGCACACUCGACAAAAAGAACAACAACGCUAUCUACUGGUCUCCUAAGGGCAGAUUUGUUGUCGUUGCCACUGUCCACAACCAGCAGUCUUCGGAUCUCGACUUUUUUGACCUCGACUUUGAGGGCGAGAAGCUCGAGUCUGACAAGGACAUGACCGCCAACUUGCAGUUGAUGAACACGGCCGAUCACUACGGCGUGACCGAUGUCGAGUGGGACCCCUCUGGUCGGUUUGUCGCCACGUGGGCGUCGGCCUGGAAGCACUCGAUGGAGAAUGGAUAUCACAUCUACGACUUCAAGGGUGAGGUAUUGCGCGAGGAGCCUAUUGAGAAGUUCAAGCAGUUCCAGUGGCGGCCGCGCCCUGCAACGCUCCUCAGCAAGGAGGAGCAGAAGACGAUCCGCAAGAACCUCCGCGAGUACUCGAGAAUAUUCGAGGUCGAGGAUACCGAGCGCAUCAACAGCGCGGAUGUGGCUGUUGUCCAGGAGAGACGCCGUCUGCUCGAGGAGUGGCUUGCUUGGCGCAAGUCGAUGGAGGAGGAGGCUGCCGAGGAGCGUGCGGCUCUAGGGCUGCCUGCCGACCCGGUUGCCGACCUUCUCAAGGCCAAGACCGCCGAGCUUGCUGCCGGAGAGGAGGAGAAGAUCAUCGAGGAGAUUAUGGAAGAAGUACUCGAGGAGACGGAGGAGAUCGUCGCGUAA